Sphaeroforma arctica JP610 is the source of this 2141-nucleotide messenger RNA. RefSeq lists its product as hypothetical. The record is from RefSeq and is a predicted model, not a curated record. The transcript has 5 exons. Bases 1 to 1794 code for a protein of 597 amino acids. NCBI's taxonomy places the organism in Eukaryota, Ichthyosporea, Ichthyophonida.
AUGUCUAGCGAGGGCCUUGACAUCCCGUCACUGGACACUUUGGUCUUUGCAACACCACGCACAGACAUUGUGCAGAGUGUAGGGCGCAUCGUCAGACAGCACGACGACAAAUGCGAUCCACUGAUUAUUGAUAUUGACGACCAACACGCCACAUUCAGAGCUGGCUGGAAGAAACGGCUGGUGUUCUACCGCAAGCACUCGUAUGCAAUCCAAGAGGAGUCCUAUCAAACCCACCGGAACUCAAAAGACUCGAACUGCUCAAGUUCCGAAUCUUCUGGCGCAAGUGAAUCGCUCGAUGACGAGGAUGAGUCAUCGGACAGUGACGAGCUGACGGGCGCUCACCACCGCACACACACACACACGCGGCGAAACCGUGUGAGUGUUAAAGACACACUGAGGAGCACACCGGCGCAAGGUGGAGAUGAACCUUGUGCAGCACAACAACGCGCCAGCACGAGAGAGAAACGGGGUAGAGCUGUUGUGAGUGAGCAUAAGAGGGGUGGGUGUAACGAAGGUGGAUAUAGUCGAGCUGGAAAUGGCUCGGGUGGGGUGGACAAUGAUGAUGAGUCGAUGGAUGAUGGCGAUGAGAGCGCAUUCAUCAACGACGAUAAUGAUGAUCUGGACCAGAACAGUGAUGGCAGCUACCAUAUCGGCGAUGAUGCCGCAAGUGAUAGUAUCAGUGGCCCGGUUGGCGAGAGUGGCGUAGGCUCAGUCGCCAUUGGUGGUGAGCGUUUGGAGGGUGGCGCAGACGCGAUGUGUCGCGAUGAACCCGAUCAGUUAAGAGAGGGCGACCUGCGGGAGGGGAUUCACUCAGACGCCCAACAGCAGAUAGGCGUAAGAGUGCGACGGAGAGGGGAGCGUCACAGGGUUGUUGGCGGAAGUCCUUGGGGCAAUUCUGGUCCGGAGAGGCGGGAUAUAGGGGCGGAUCAAUUGGGUACACCACGCUCACGUACGCCCAAAGGUUCCGAGAACCACAAUGAAUAUAGCGGGGCAAACCGGUCUGUAGACGCGGGGGGUACUUUAGAGGAGCCGAAGAGACAGCGGAAAUGCAGGCGGAGACCUCGGCAAAAGGUUACAGGGCCCGAUUCAGAGUUGCCGGAAGACGGUGCAGCCGACGAAAACAUCCUGGAUAGCGAUGAGGAAAGCGCGGUACCAUUUGGCGACCAAUGGAAAGCGGCAGAGUCGUCCGACGACCAAUGGAAUGGUAGCGAUAGUAGGGAAUGUGAUGACGUAGAAGACGACAAAAAAAUUCAGCAAAGCGAUAGCGAUGCCAAGUCUACGGAUAAGGAGGGAGAUGAUGGGGGUUGCUCCGAUUCCGACUCGGCGGAGGAGAAGCACGUGACAAUGCAAAGACCAGGCAAGUCACACACCCGUAGUAGGAGCAAACGUGCUGUGGCUUACAAUGCUCGACGAACUAUCACCAGCCUGAUGGAUUACAGAGCCAAGACUGAGGUCACUCCGCGAAGCAAGAGGGCACAAGGUGGCGCCCCUCGCGCGGUACUCGACAGAGGAAAGUGCAGCAACAAGGGGUCGAGCAACAGCACAGCACAGCAUGUGGCGAGUGUAUGUCAAGCAAGCCCGAGAUAUGAUAGCAGCCAUGGAAGCAAUGCUGCCCUCACACAGUCCAGGGUCUCGGGUGGGAUGGAUUCGUUAGCCUCGGCAGCGAAAAGAAGGAAUAUGGACUCAGCAGGGAGUGAUUUGAGCGCAGCUGACACACUACGUACGCACGAAACGAAACGAGCUAAGUUUGAGAAGGUUACUGACGAUGGAACUACUGUGUCUAAGUUCUUCUAGAUGAUUCGAACUUUUAUGUAAACCUUUAGGGGAACGUGGCGUGCUUCUAAUCAUCUCGAAUAUCGCCCAUCUAUUACUACGGCUGAUAAUAUUUACCUCGGUCUACGCAUGGUUGAACCUUAUGGACGCGAGAGUUUAUCAUCUGAUACCGCACACUAUUUAACUAGGUUGUGGUGAUUGCGCUGAGUUAUAAAUUUAUCCCGUUUGAAUAGAUGCGAACAUUGGUAUCGGCAUUGUAUACCGAACUUAAGAAGGCCUCGCUAUUUGAGUGUGCAACAAAAUCUGCAGCGGUUGAUUUUAGCCCUUCUCAAGAAGUUCGUGAGACGGCGCCAUAAAUAAAGGGUUAU